AUGUCGUUGUUGGAACCGCCGCAAGAUUUGUUGGCACUUCUCCGAGAAGCUGUCAAUGCUGAGGAAGGAAAAGAAGUUGAUUUUGAGGAAUCUGAGGAUGUAUUGGCUUAUGUUACAUUUUUGGCUGCCGGACUCUGCAAGGCUCAGGAUUUCUCUCCAGCAACCUGGAAGGAUGUCUUGGAACCGUACUUGGAAGAUACUAUGAGUGUCGAGUCCGUUGAAAAGUUUCGUGAGAGUGUUCAAAAGGCCACCAUGGGGGAUGACGACCAAGAUUCGUAUGGUGAAGAUGACGAUGAUGAGCAUGAAGAAGUCUGCAACAUUCGCUUCAAUUUGGCCUACGGUGGAAAGAUUUUGCUUCGUGAGUCCAAACUUAAGUUGUUGCGAGGACGCCGAUACGCUUUGGUGGGACAGAAUGGAGUGGGUAAAACCACUCUGAUGAGUGCCAUCAACAAUGGAAAGUUGGAAGGAUGGCCACAACAGUUGAAGACUGCUUAUGUGGAUUCUGGUUCCAAUGUUGAUCCCAAUUACGAAAUGCAGCCUGUCAUGCAACAUUUAUUGGACGAUACCAAGAAAUCUAAGGAGGUUUGUACGGCCAAGUUGAAGGAACUUGACUUCACCGAUUCCAUGAUCAAUGGUACCAUUGGUGCUCUUUCCGGGGGUUGGCAAAUGAAACUCCGUUUGAUUCGAGCCAUUUUGAUCGAUCCCGAUAUCUACUUGUUGGAUGAACCGACAAAUCACUUGGCUGAAGGAGCUGUGAAAUGGAUCACCGACUAUUUAAACUCACUUGAUCAUCAGACUGUGCUGACGGUGUCUCACGACACCACUUUCCUCGAGAAUAUUUGUACGGAUGUCAUUCAUUAUGAACAAAGAGACGUCUGGGGUCCUUACCGUCGAUUGGUCCAUUACAAAGGAAAGAUGUCUGAAUUUGUUGAGAAGCAGCCUCAAGCUAAACACUAUUUUGAGCUUGCUACUUCGGAAGACACAAUGACAUUCAAUUUCCCAGAACCAGGACGUUUGGAAGGUAUCAAGACAUCCACACAAAAGUUCUUAGAGAUGGAAGGUGUAAACUUCCGUUACCCAGGACAAGAUGUGGAUCAGUUGUCGGAUGUCAAUUUGAAAAUGACUCUAUCUUCUCGGGUGGUUGUAUUGGGAGCCAAUGGUGCAGGAAAAACAACACUGUUGAAAAUGAUGGUUGGUGAAACUCUUCCGUCAAACUUGGGACAAUGCAAGUACUACGUCCACCAGAAUCUUCGUAUUGCUUAUGUUGCUCAGCAUGCCUUUUCGCACGUUGAGCAACACAUGGAGGAAAGCCCCGUUGCGUACAUUCAAUGGCGUUUCAAGGAUGGCUUUGAUAAGGAGAAGUUGGAGUCUGCAGCAUACAAAAUUUCGCCCGAAGAGCAAAAGGCUAUCGACGAAUUCCAGCUCGAAGGAAUCUGGAGUCGACGUAUGCGUGCUGGUCGAAUCGAGUACGAAGUCAAGAAAAAGAAUAUUCGUGAGAAAGACAACAAGUACUAUACUAAGGAAGAACUUUUGGGACUGGGAUUUGAGCAUCUCCUCAAACAAACAGAUGAAAAGAUUGCGGCAAAAGAAGCUGGUUUGGACUUGAGACCAGUGACCACAACCGAGAUUCAAAAGCACUUGGACGGCUUUGGUCUUCCUCAAGAGUUUGGUACCUAUGGAAAAAUCCGCGGUUUGAGUGGAGGACAAAAAGUGAAGCUUGUGUUGGCAGCUGCCUACUGGACCGUUCCGCAUCUCAUUGUGAUGGACGAACCUACAAAUUUCUUGGAUCGCGAAGCGUUGGGUGCCCUAUCUGCCGCGUUGAACAAAUGGGGAGGUGCCGUGUUGAUGAUAUCUCACAACCGUGAGUUCUACUCUUCUGUUUGCAGAGAGGAGUGGCAUGUAGGUGGUGGUAAAGUCGAUGUUAAGGGCGACUCCCAUGAACGUGAAAUGAAAGCUGUUGCAAGAAAGAAGAAGUACGAGAAAGAAUUGGACACAGAUGAAGUUCUUGAGAAGGCUGGUGGUAACAUGAACGCUAAUGCCGACCGCUACAAAGAUGCGACAACAGAUUUUUGGGGUAAAACCGUUAGCAAGAAGGAUGCCCGAAAAUACGAUAAGGCCAAGAAGAAGGGAAACAUUGCCGAGAUGAGAAAAAUUUUGGGCGUUCCAAAUGGCAAGGUCAUGCCCGGAUACGAAGAGCUUGGUGAUGGUACUGCAAAGUAA
Cylindrotheca closterium is the source of this 2220-nucleotide messenger RNA. The record is from the annotation of a GenBank genome assembly. NCBI's taxonomy places the organism in Eukaryota, Bacillariophyta, Bacillariophyceae, Bacillariales, Bacillariaceae.